AUGGGUGUGCUGCGAAUUUUUUUUAGGAGGGCUAGGCAAUGGUGCGGAGGGUGGGUGGGGUGGGGUUGUUGCAGGUCCAAGAAGGGGAAUGGGGCUGAGGGAAAUAUUAGUUUGAUUUUGUGCUUGAGGUGGUCGUGGGUUGCAGGAGGGAUAGGCAAUGGUUCGGAGGGUGGGUGGGGUGGGGUGGGGUGGGGUGGGGUGGGGUGGGGUUGCUGCAAGUCCAAGAAGGGGAAGGGGGCUGAGGGAGAUAUCGACAUGGAGACGGUGGCUGUCCAACCCUACCAAAAUAACCCUCAAAUGGACGGAUUAAUGAAUGAAAUGUUCGAAUUUUGA
This is a messenger RNA of Prunus armeniaca (apricot), 333 nucleotides long. Lineage: Eukaryota; Viridiplantae; Streptophyta; Magnoliopsida; Rosales; Rosaceae. The record is from the annotation of a GenBank genome assembly.